AUGUCCACCCAAGCAGCUGCCCACUGGGCUUCCACCCUAAGCUACGCUUCCCUCCCCCCAUCCGUCGUCCACGCCGCUGUCCGCAGCUUCUACAACUGGGUCGGAUGCACCAUCGGAGGCAGCUCUCACCCCGCGACCUCCAUCGCCUACAGGGCGCUCUCGCGCUUCUUCGGCGCCCCGACAUCGGCGCUGCUGGGCACCCGCACGCAAGUCGACGCCCAGCACGCAGCCCUGCUGAACGGCAUUGCCUCGCACGUCCAUGACUACGACGACACGCACCUGGAAACCAUCAUCCACCCAACAGGGCCUGUCGCUGCCGCCCUGCUGAGCAUCGCGCAGUCGCUGGACCGGCCGGUGUCAGGACCGGAACUCAUCACAGCCCUUGCGGCGGGCAUCGAGAUCGAGUGCAAGGUGGGACUAGCUGUAUGGCCUAGUCAUUACGAUGUGGGAUGGCACAUCACCAGCACGACAGGGUCUAUCGGCGCCGCAGUAGCAGUCGCCCGUCUGCUCAACCUCGACGAAGAAAAGACCGCCCAUGCAAUCGGCAUCGCCGCGACGCAGGUCACCGGGCUGCGCGAGAUGUUCGGCUCACACACCAAGUCGUUCCACGCGGGCCGAGCAGCGCAGAACGGGUUACUCGCCGCGGUGCUCGCCUCCGAGGGGUACACCAGCUCGCUGCAGGCGCUGGAGGCGAAGCGCGGAUGGGUCAAGGUGGUCAGCGACGAUGACACGCUGGAGCAGCAGAUCGCCAGCCUGACGGCCGGGGGCACAUGGGAAAUCGAGAAGAACGCCUUCAAGCCGUUCCCCUGCGGGAUCGUGAUCCACCCCGUCAUCGACGGGUGUGUCUGGCUGCACGGCGAGCUGCGGCGGCGCGGGCUGCACCCCCGCGACAUCAAAUCCAUCCAUGCCACCGUGCAUCCGCUGGUGCUGGAGCUCACGGGCAAGCCCGCGCCGCGAGACGGCCUGGAGGCCAAGUUCAGCGUCUACCACGGCGGCGCGGUGGGCGUGCUCUACGGGAAGGCCACGCCGGCCCAGUACGACGACGCCAUCGUCACGGAUGCGAGGACCGUUGAAUUGCGCGACAAGAUCACGGCCACUGCGUCGGAGGAAAUCCGCGCGGACGAGUGCCGGCUGACGGUCGAGGUUGUCGGGGAUGUCGCUGCUCCCAUCCAUUGGCAUGUCGACCACGCCGUCGGCAGUCUUGAUUCGCCUAUGACGGACGCACAGUUGACGGCUAAGUUUGCCGACCAAUGCGAGGGUGUUGUCGGGACUGAGCGGACGCAGGAGAUAAGCAACUGGUGCUGGGCUUUGGAGAAGGCGGAUGAUGUCCGGCAACUUGGGCAGAUCGUCUAG
Aspergillus terreus NIH2624 is the source of this 1353-nucleotide messenger RNA. Its product is annotated as MmgE/PrpD family protein. Gene Ontology annotation, molecular function: lyase activity. The transcript is spliced from 2 exons. Bases 1 to 1353 code for a protein of 450 amino acids. The record is from RefSeq and is a predicted model, not a curated record. NCBI's taxonomy places the organism in Eukaryota, Fungi, Ascomycota, Eurotiomycetes, Eurotiales, Aspergillaceae.